Messenger RNA from Volvox carteri f. nagariensis, 1041 nucleotides. RefSeq lists its product as uncharacterized. The annotation marks the transcript as partial. Gene Ontology annotation, cellular component: nucleus. The record is from RefSeq and is a predicted model, not a curated record. NCBI's taxonomy places the organism in Eukaryota, Viridiplantae, Chlorophyta, Chlorophyceae, Chlamydomonadales, Volvocaceae. Gene Ontology annotation, molecular function: DNA binding; ATP-dependent chromatin remodeler activity; ATP binding. Gene Ontology annotation, biological process: positive regulation of transcription by RNA polymerase II. The transcript has 9 exons.
GUGGUGGUGACGCAUUACGACUUGAUCAUUCGGGAUAAGGGCCUUAUGAAGAAGGUCCCUUGGCAGGUGCUGAUCGUGGACGAGGGUCACCGGCUCAAGAACCGCCGCUCCGCCCUCUUCUCGGUGCUCUCCUCCCUGCGGCCCCGCUGCCGGCUGCUGCUCAGCGGCACUCCGCUGCAAAACCACCUGGCUGAGCUCUGGGCGCUACUCAACUUCCUGAUGCCGGCCGUGUUCAGCUGCCAACAAGAGUUUGAUGACUGGUUCGCGGCGCCGUUCAAGGUAAGAGCAUGUGUCCUCCGCCCCUUCCUGCUGCGCCGUACAAAGCGGGAGGUGGCUUCGGAGCUGCCGGACAAACACCGCCACAUCAUCAGGUGUCCGUUGUCGGCGUGGCAGGCUGAGCAGUACCGACAAAUCAGUGAGAGGGGUCAGCUGAUGGCGGCGUCGGGGAAGGUGCGUAUGUAUACUCGCGCUCUGGCCAAUUUGUCCGUACACCUACGUAAGGCCGCCAUCCACCCGUACCUCUUGGAGGAGGAGAGGGGGGAAUACACACAUACACACACGCACUCGGGGCUGGGCCCCGGGGGAGAAAGAGGGGAAAUGGCCAUGCUGGACUACCUCCUCCCCAAGCUGGCGGCCACGGGCCACCGAGUGCUGCUGUUCAGCCAGAUGACCCGGGCUCUGGACCUAGUGGAGGAGUUUCUGGAGCUUCGUGGACUGCCGUACCUCCGUCUGGACGGAUCCACCCGUACAGAGGACCGGCCCCAACUGCUAACCGCCUUCAACUCCCCCAACUCCCCCUACCGGGUGUUCCUGCUGUCCACCCGGGCGGGGGGGAUGGGGCUCAACCUGCAGUCAGCUGACACGGUGAUUAUGUUGGAUUCGGAUUGGAACCCGGCCAUGGACCAGCAGGCUGAGGACCGGGCUCACCGCUUGGGCCAGACGCGUUCCGUGUUGGUGCUGGUGUUGGUUAGCUGUCGUACACUGGAGGAGGUCAUGUUGGAGCGCGCUGGAGCCAAGAGGGGGCUGGGGGAGGCGGUGAUC